Molecule: messenger RNA, 724 nt
Organism: Cervus elaphus (red deer)
Lineage: Eukaryota; Metazoa; Chordata; Mammalia; Artiodactyla; Cervidae
Product: small integral membrane protein 15
Exons: 1
Coding region: 93-317 (74 amino acids)
Source: RefSeq, a predicted model, not a curated record
GACAGCUAACCAAAAGUCAUCUGAAAUUGUGACUGGCUGAUAAUCCCAGGACAAAAUUAGAGAUCACUACUCAAGCAUAAGCCUCCACGAAGAUGUUUGAUUUAAAGGCUUGGGCUGAGUAUGUUGUGGAAUGGGCUGCAAAGGACCCAUAUGGCUUCCUUACAACAGUUAUUUUGGCUCUGACUCCAUUGUUUCUAGCAAGUGCUGUGCUGUCUUGGAAAUUGGCCAAGAUGAUUGAGGCCAGGGAAAAGGAGCAAAAGAAGAAACAAAAACGUCAAGAAAAUAUUGCAAAAGCUAAACGACUAAAAAAGGAUUGAAGGAAUGAACAGGCUGUGUGUCCAGAGGAAAAUUGUUCAGAAAAUUAUGCAUCUUUGAAAGGACCCAUUAAGGUUUCUGUUUGGAUCUUAUGACAGUAUUACGAAACGAAGUCUGAGUCUAUGGAAGAAUCAUGUCAGUUCUCACCUGUACUGUAGCAGCUUUUCGGCUUCAGUAUAGAAGUCUGUUGACAGUUACUGUAAAUUGGCAUUUAUUAUGCUACAGAUUCUUUUAACUGACUUUCAUUUGCCUUUUUGCAGCUUAUGUAUGAAUACUAAAAUGAAAACAUCCUGUGAAGAAAAGUGACUUUAGAUUAUGAACUCUAUUCAAAUAAUGGCUUAAAAUGUGGUCCUGUUCUGGACAGAGGAGAUUAAGAAUGUAAAAAUCAAGAGCUGUUCUGAGCAGAAAA